Molecule: messenger RNA, 321 nt
Organism: Emiliania huxleyi CCMP1516
Lineage: Eukaryota; Haptophyta; Isochrysidales; Noelaerhabdaceae
Product: mitochondrial processing peptidase alpha subunit
Exons: 2
Cellular component (GO): mitochondrion
Molecular function (GO): metal ion binding
Source: RefSeq, a predicted model, not a curated record
AUGGAGCUGACGUGCUCGACGCCCGUGACGACGCUGAGCAACGGCUUGCGCGUCGCCUCGGCUGACAUGACGAUGCCCUCCACCUCGCUCGGUCUCUUCAUCGACACCGGCUCGCAGUACGACGCCGUGCCAGGCACCUCACACAUGCUGCAGCACAUGGCCUUCAAGACGUCGGAAAACUUUUCGCACCUCAAGGUUGUGCGUGCGGCGGAGCUGAUGGGCGCGCAGCUGAGCGCGGUGGCGGGGCGCGAGUCGAUGGUGUACCAGGUCGACACCCUCAAGGAGUCGGUGCCUGAGGCGGUCGAGCUGCUGGCCGACACG